AUGUUGCCAAUUAACGCUCCCCCCAUUAAUUACUCCAGUCCCUUUGGCACCCAAGUUACCACCAACAUUACAGAGGCCAACACCCCCCUACCAACCUUACCUGGGACCAGUACGGGUUUUUGCUUGAAUACAUCAGCUCAAACCUUCAUUCCCUCUACCACCUUUCAUUCGGAGAGCAGUUCCACAUCGGGACAAACGCAUUUGUCUCAGCAAUGUCAGAAUCCUACAAAUUUAUCAACAGGUUUCCCUCCAUUUGCAAUGCCAAUGGGAUCAAAUCUGCCAAGAGUGGCAUCCAGCUAUCAUAGCAACCACAAUCAGACCAGGAGCAAUUUGUCAACCAGUCCUAUGUAUACAACCCCAUCUGGACAUCAACCCACAGUCCCGUUGAUUAAUACAAGACCUUCCCACCAAGAUUCCACCAUUCGGCUAAAAAGGAUGGCCCUACCCACAUUCCCCGGACUUAGGAAAGACUGGCCAGAGUUCAAGGCAGUCUGGAAGUCUAUGGCUGAGUCUGCAAGUUAUAAUAAAACUGCAUUAGCACACGAACUUAAGAACUCAGUUAAAGGAGAAGCCAAACACCGCAUCAAAUCUGUUUUUGUCACCAAGCCCGAAGCUUACGAUAUCAUGUGGGAAAAGCUAGAGUGUCACUAUGGAGAUACUACUGCCAGUGUACAAGCUGCUUUGGAAGAUCUUCAAAGGCUAAAACCUGUAAAAGAAGAAGAUUAUAAAGCUCUGGUUGAAUUAGUGAAUGAAGUUGAAUCCGCCUACAGUCAAUUGGAAGAGCUCAACCAGCUAAACACUUUAACCAUGCGAGAUGUAGACAACCUAACUGAUUUGUUACCUACCCAUCUUAAAGUCGACUGGAGACGAAAGUAUCGUGAUUCAUCGUCUGCGGAGAAGCUUCAACCAUUUACUCCGCUAAUGAAGUUCCUAGACAGAGAACGUUCAGUUGUGGCUCGUUUAGCAGAGAAUCAGCAUUCUAAGAAAAGAGGAAAUGACAAUGCAAGAGGAUACAGCAAAACCUAUCAUGUUGAAAGAGGUGCAAAACACGGACAAAGAACCUACUACAAGUGUGCCUUCCCCACCCACAGAAAAGACACCAUAAAUCACACCACCGAACAGUGCAAAGAAUUCCAGAAGUUGUCCAUCAGCGGUAAAGAUGGCAGAUAUGAGUUGUUGAAGCAGGUAAACGCUUGUUUCAAAUGUUUUGGUAAUCAUAGGAAGCUUAACUGCCCCAAAAAACUCCCAUGUUCCUCAUGUGGAAGUGACCAACAUCAUUCCCUGCUGUGCAUCCCACCAAAGCUCCCAAAAGAUUCUGGGGAGAAAUCGAAAACUGGAGAUGAUGGGAACAAGGAAUUAGCAUCCUAUACCGUAGAAAGUGAUUCAAUGGCAUUAUACCCUAUCCACCAAGCGACCAUUAGCGACAGUGGUAGAAAGGUGUCCGUCUUCUGUGAUGGAGGCUCUAACGCAAGUGAUAUCACUCAUCGUGCUGCGGAAAGAAUCAAAGCAAAGAAAGUUAAAAAACUCUCUCUUGACGUGACAACUAUGGGAAAUGUCGAGAAAACGUACAACACGUGGCAAUACGAGUUUCCAAUCAACACAAGUGCUGGAAAGAAA
This is a messenger RNA of Paramuricea clavata, 1617 nucleotides long. NCBI's taxonomy places the organism in Eukaryota, Metazoa, Cnidaria, Anthozoa, Malacalcyonacea, Plexauridae. The record is from the annotation of a GenBank genome assembly.